AUGAUCUUAAGCAAGGAAACACCGGCCAACAAAAGCUUCGACAUUGUCUAUAUCAAUUUGGCGAAGCAUACAUCUAAAAAGCAGUAUAUUGAGCGCAUGCUCAACUACGCAAACUGUUCGUUUAUUCGGUUCAACGCGGUUGAUGGCCAGGAGAUUUAUGCGCGCACUAAAACUCUUCAGGAGUACUCUAAUGGCAUGCCAAUCCGACCAACCAACCGUUCUAUUCGUUCUCGAAUCAAUGCUGCAAACGCAGGCCGGGCCGGCUGCCACCUUAGCCACUUGCUCGUCUUGAAGACAGUAGCCAUGUCCGACAGCACUAAACCCGUUCUAAUUCUUGAGGACGACAUUGAUCUUGAUACUCUUUUCGUGGCUAAGAUUGAAGAGGCUCUGGCUAAUCCGCCUGACCACUGGGAUAUUAUUCUUCUUGGCGGCAUGUUUCAUACGGCUUGGUGGGGUCAUCCGGCCAAUAAGCAUCUACGGGCUGGGAAAUACCAAGCCUGUCUGCACGCAUAUUUAGUAAAUGGAUCCAAAAGUGCGCACAAGAUCGCUGAGGCAAUAGAUAAAAAAGAUUGCCCUGGUCGUCCUGUAGAUCUGAUCAUUGAAACAGCAUUUCGAGAUGACCCAGAUUUCAAAGCCUACUGCUUUGACCCCAUGAUUGCCGUACAAAGAAGAGACUUAUUCGAAUCAUCUAUUACUUUGCCAUCGACCACGCCUUGGUAUGAUAAAGUUGCCGCCAAGCUCUUCCCUAGUGCCUUUCUCCGCCCUCUCUCCCGCUCACUCGCUGACGCCUCUUCAGGUGCCACAAGUAGCUCUCAAGCCCCGAAUUUAACAAGCAUUUGGCUAGGGUUGUUUCUCAUUGGACUGCUAUAA
Messenger RNA from Nematocida homosporus, 870 nucleotides. RefSeq lists its product as uncharacterized. The record is from RefSeq and is a predicted model, not a curated record. The transcript has a single exon. Lineage: Eukaryota; Fungi; Microsporidia. Bases 1 to 870 code for a protein of 289 amino acids.